Haliotis rufescens (red abalone) is the source of this 1266-nucleotide messenger RNA. Its product is annotated as kelch-like protein 18. The record is from RefSeq and is a predicted model, not a curated record. NCBI's taxonomy places the organism in Eukaryota, Metazoa, Mollusca, Gastropoda, Lepetellida, Haliotidae. Gene Ontology annotation, molecular function: protein binding. Bases 1 to 1266 code for a protein of 421 amino acids. The transcript has 2 exons.
AUGGCCUAUAAACAAGCGUUCACGAAAAGGGUAUAUGACAAGUUACGUGAACAACUUUGGAAGGCGUUAAGACAGAAUAAAGACUGUGACGUCACAAUCAAGGUAGACGCCGAUGUGUUCCAUUGCCACAAGGUCAUCCUGGCAAUGACGUCACCUUAUUUUGAUGCCAAGUUUGCCUCGGGUUUCAAGGGCACCGACGAGAAGGUCAUGGAAGUACAGGGCAUGAGCCCGGACACCUUCAGGAAUGUGUUGGAGCACAUAUACCGUAAUAACGCAGCCUUGAAAGCAUCCAAUGUGCUUGAUGUGUUGCAAGCAAGUUCCAUGUUUCAAAUAGAAUCCCUAAAUAAGCGCUGUGAAAAGUUUCUUAUAGAUAUGUAUAGGAUGAGUCAAUCGUGGGUGAAACAGUGGCGCGCUGCACGGAAGUAUAACCUGGAUAUAUUGCUCGAAAUGACAAAUAGUUUCAUGUUUACAAACUUCAAGACAAUAUCAGAAACGGCUCUGUUUACAAGUCUGACCGCGGUCGAGCUGUGUGAGAUUGUUGCCAGUGAUGAGCUGAGAGUGACUCAUGAGGCAGAUGUUUUGAAGGCUGUUCUCCUGUGGACAAAAUCUCAAGAACGUUUCUCAGAUACAGAUCUAACCCAAUUGCUCUCUCACGUAUCAAUUAACCAGAUUUCUGAUGCUACAUUCAAAUCCACAAUAUUCCCUUUACUCCAAACUCUCGGAGAGAAGGCACGCGAUAUUGUGGAAGAUGUAAAGAAAGAACAGCAUGUGUUGAGAAAACUGGUUGUGAGACACAACGACAAGCCUCGGAAUAUCCUAUUUGGAUAUUUGGAAAUCCAUGGCAAAAAAGCACUAAAGAUAUACUCUUUGGAGGAUCACAAGACGUACGAUGUCCCAGCACUUCCAGGUAUACACAAUGUCGCUGGAAUACCAAGAGCCUUCGCGUUCAAAGGUGAUCUGAUGUUCACCAGCCUUAGCAGUGUCUAUAGGCUCAAUGAACAGACAUGGUUGUGGGAUAAUAUGAGCCUACCGCCAAUCCACGUCAUCCAGAUACUGAGUGUGCAGCAUAAGCUGUAUGUGUUUGGUGUAGGUGAUGGUGUGCAGCUACUAAGGUAUAAAGGAGAUGAGGAGGUUGCGUGGGAACUGGUUGGUGCCAUUGAAGGAGAAAUGGCAAACUGUUCGGCAGCUGCUGUGGGGGACACGAUCUAUUUAGUUGGAGAAGAUCUCACCGCUCACUCCCCAUCACAGAAUCAGAAUUCGGAGUGA